GAACACACGUGUGAUAUAUUCCUUAAAAUAAAUAAUAGCAGUUUGGCACUACUCUUGGCAGGAACGUCAAUUGUCAAAAUAAGUUUGACAGCAAAUAGAAGUUUCUCAUCUUGCUGUUUUCCAAUUUAUUAUUUUUUAUUGAAUUGAAGUGAAUUAGUUUUUAGUUUUCUUUUUUAAUCAAAACAAAAGAAUAAAGUAAAAAGAAACUACGAUACAAAAGUGAAUAAGUAAAAUCUUCGAAAAAUGUCUUCACGUGGUCGAGAAGAUCAUCCACAAUCGUCGAAACUUACAUUGGCUGAAAAACAAAAGUACAUCGAAGAUUAUGACUUCCUUUAUUGUGAUGAAUCUGGAAAAUAUGAAAAAGUUGCUAAAAUCGGCCAAGGAACCUUUGGUGAAGUGUUCAAGGCCCGAGAAAAAAAGAGUAACAAAAAGUUCGUAGCUAUGAAGAAAGUUUUGAUGGACAAUGAAAAAGAGGGUUUCCCUAUUACUGCCUUGCGUGAAAUUCGUAUAUUGCAACUUCUUAAGCACGAAAACGUGGUGAAUCUCAUUGAAAUCUGCAGAACAAAGGCGACUCUCAAUAACCAAUACAGAUCUACGUUCUAUUUGGUGUUUGACUUUUGCGAACAUGACUUGGCUGGUCUUUUGUCGAAUAUCAAUGUCAAAUUCAGUCUUGGAGAGAUCAAGAAGGUCAUGCAACAGCUUUUGAACGGAUUGUAUUACAUUCACAGUAACAAGAUAUUACAUCGUGACAUGAAAGCGGCCAAUGUCCUCAUAACAAAGCAUGGUAUUCUCAAACUCGCCGAUUUCGGUCUGGCGCGUGCAUUUAGCAUUCCAAAGAACGAACAAAAAAAUCGCUACACAAACCGAGUGGUGACUCUGUGGUACCGUCCACCAGAGCUUCUGCUAGGUGAUCGAAACUACGGCCCCCCGGUGGACAUGUGGGGAGCCGGUUGCAUCAUGGCUGAAAUGUGGACUCGUUCGCCAAUAAUGCAAGGAAACACAGAGCAACAACAGCUCAUUUAUAUCUCACAACUUUGUGGGUCAUUUACUCCAGAUGUCUGGCCAGGUGUCGAGGAACUGGAACUUUACAAGACUGUCGAACUGCCAAGGGGCCAUAAGAGAAAAGUCAAAGAUAGACUACGUCCCUAUGUUAAGGAUUCGCAUGGUUGUGAUUUGUUAGAUAAGCUUUUAACGUUGGAUCCAAAGAAACGAAUAGAUGCGGACACUGCCCUCAAUCAUGAUUUCUUCUGGACCGAUCCAAUGCCUAGUGACUUGAGUAAAAUGUUGUCGCAGCAUUUGCAGAGUAUGUUCGAGUAUUUGGCUACGCCUAGGAGAUCGGGUCAAGCACGACAGUACCAACAACAGAUGGUAACGAUGAUGUCGAAACCUCAAGACAACAGUUUGAUCGAUCGUGUUUGGUAGGUUAGGUUUUUCUUUUUUCUUUGCAUUUAUGAAGUUCUAUACGCAAGUUCAUACAUUUUAUUUUUAGUUUGUUCGUUUAUAAGUUGAAAUGUAUUUUUUAUUUAAAAGACUUGAGAAAUAAAAAACAAUUUACAUGAA
Eupeodes corollae is the source of this 1560-nucleotide messenger RNA. It is a transcript of the gene Cdk9, whose product is annotated as cyclin-dependent kinase 9. The transcript is spliced from 4 exons. NCBI's taxonomy places the organism in Eukaryota, Metazoa, Arthropoda, Insecta, Diptera, Syrphidae. Gene Ontology annotation, cellular component: nucleus. The record is from RefSeq and is a predicted model, not a curated record. Gene Ontology annotation, biological process: protein phosphorylation. Gene Ontology annotation, molecular function: ATP binding; cyclin-dependent protein serine/threonine kinase activity. Bases 244 to 1422 code for a protein of 392 amino acids.